AUGUCUGGCACUAUUCGUCAUUAUCUCAAGCGACUUGAGGUUCGCCAGGCAAAUGAAGAGGGCAGCAAUGGCGAUGUUUACUUGAGCAACCACGAUCUGCUGCCCAUUCCCAAGGAGAACCGAACUUGGGGGAAAUGGACUUACAGUCUAUUCUGGUUUGGCGAGUGCGCCAGUGUUACCAGCUGGACAGUAGCUUCAACUGGUGUGAAGGCGGGUCUAUCUUGGUGGGAGGCAUGGAUUUGUGUUAUUCUCGGUCAUCUCAUCGUCGCUACCUUCAUGGUCGCUGUCGGUCGCGCCGGGGCCGUCUACCAUCUUGGCUUUCCAACGGUCGCCCGUUCCAGUUUCGGUAUCUUCGGUAGUCUAUGGCCCAUCUUCAACAGAGAUGCCAUGACAAUUAUCUGGACUGGUGUGCAAGGCGUUACUGCUGGCAAUUCCAUUUAUGUCAUGUUGCAUGCCAUUUUUCCGACCAUCGCAAACGUGCCGAACCCUUUCCCAUCAGAUGUGACUAUGACUGGAGGACGUCUCAUCGGGUACACCAUCGGCUGGCUUCUCACACUGUUUUGUGCCUUCUUCCAAGUGCAUAAGUUUCGAAACUUGAUCAUUGCCAAGUCAGGCAUUAUGAUCGUGUGUCUUUUAGCGUUCUUCAUUUGGGCAAUUGUCGAAGCCAAGGGCGUUGGUCCAGUCGUUCAUCAAGGCGCCAAAAUUCCCAAAGGAGGUUCACAUGCCUGGAUCUUCCUCGGGCAACUGUUCAUCCAAGCCGCAAACUUUGUCACGUUCGCCACCAAUAACUCCGACCUUACACGUUAUGCUCGCAGGCCGAAUGACGCCCUUUGGACACAGAUCAUUGGCAUGCCUGUAGCCUUUGGAGUUGUUGGCUUCUUUGGCAUCUUCGUUACCUCUAGCAGCCAGGUCAUCUUUGGAGAAGUCAUGUGGGAUCCUAACGCCCUCCUGGAUAAAUUUCUUACAACCGAUUACUCUCCAGGUCGCCGCGCUGCUGUUUUCUUCAUUGGCGCUGGUUUCUCUUUUGCUCAGGUUACGACUCAGAUCUUCGCGAACUUGAUUGCGGCCGGAAACGACACUGCUGCCCUUCUGCCCCGCUAUGUCAACAUCAGGCGAGGUGCUAUCAUUUGCUUGGUCUUGUCCUUCGCCAUCACGCCUUGGAAUCUCUUGAAAACAUCCUUCACCUUCACGAGCUACCUUGGAUCAUACCAAAUCUUUCUGUCAAGCAUCAUCGGUGUAGUUCUCGCAGAUUACUUCUAUGUCCGUCGAGGCCGUCUCGUGGUCCCUGAUCUCUUCUCUCGCGACCAUCAAGGGUUGUAUUGGUAUACUGCGGGAGUUAACUGGAGGGGGUAUGCUGCGUACGUCAUCGGUAUCAUCCCCUGCCUGCCUGGAUUUCUCUACCAGGUCGGCGUGAAGAGCAUCCCUCUUGGUGCCCAGCGCCUUUAUGUGUUCGCUAUGCCGGUUGGUAUCAUCGUUGCAGCCUUGGCAUACGCUGGGCUGUGCCAUUUGAGCCCUCCUCCGGGUGGUUUGAGGAAGCAGUGGGGAGAGAUUUUAGACGAUGAUUUGAUAUUAAAUGUCUUGUGGAUGGUAACGCAACAGGAGAAAGGUCACGAUUGA
Molecule: messenger RNA, 1617 nt
Organism: Phaeoacremonium minimum UCRPA7
Lineage: Eukaryota; Fungi; Ascomycota; Sordariomycetes; Togniniales; Togniniaceae
Product: putative uracil permease protein
Exons: 4
Coding region: 1-1617 (538 amino acids)
Biological process (GO): nucleobase transport; transmembrane transport
Cellular component (GO): plasma membrane
Molecular function (GO): nucleobase transmembrane transporter activity
Source: RefSeq, a predicted model, not a curated record